Molecule: messenger RNA, 2447 nt
Organism: Trematosphaeria pertusa
Lineage: Eukaryota; Fungi; Ascomycota; Dothideomycetes; Pleosporales; Trematosphaeriaceae
Exons: 4
Coding region: 475-2283 (602 amino acids)
Biological process (GO): amino acid transmembrane transport
Cellular component (GO): membrane
Molecular function (GO): amino acid transmembrane transporter activity
Source: RefSeq, a predicted model, not a curated record
CCCCCAACCACCUUCUCGCGAUCGCUGCAGAUCUGACCAGGGUGACCUUCGUGUUUCGUAUUCAAUCCCUGCUUUCGCCAACCCCUCCCACCACAACGGCACCAGGCCAGGGCACAGCAUGUCGCUCGGCCACCUAGACCAGUCCUCCGCUGCACCACCCAUGCGUAAAAUUGUCUACCAGCGAGAGGGCGCCAGCGGGACGCAAGAGAGCCCUUGCAGCCUUCCUGUGUGACCUUCCGGUGAUGCACCCGUCCAACUGCCUUUCGCAGCUGAAGCUGCAAUAUGUAACACUGCAUAACCCCUCAGACAUUCAUUCGCUAGAUUUAUUGAAUACGGACUCUGCUCGGCGACCAUCUCCAUACCUGAUAUGCGAUAGCCCUUCCCGUUCGCAGCCAUCUCUCAAGCCUCACCUCUUGAUACUCGUGGGGUGCUUUUCUGCGCUUCGCUGAGCCUUCCUCUGGAUUCGAAAGCCGAAUGUGGACCCGUCUGAGCCAGAACUCAUACACGAUGUCGUCCAGACGCACAGUGUUGAGUGCGGACCUUAAGGAGCGCCAUGUCAACAUGAUGGCAUUCUCGGCCUGUAUAGGCUUUGGUCUUUUCCUGCAAAGCGGCAAGAUCAUUUACAUUGCCGGCCCGGGUCUCGCCAUCAUUGCCAUAACUCUGGCGUCCUCCGUUAUGUGGUCCGUAGUGGCUUGCCUAGGAGAGAUGACAGCCCUGUUUCCUGUCCAAGGACCACUCUUUGAGUUCCCAGGCCGAUUUAUCGAUGAAGCGGUUGGCUAUGCGACCGGCUGGAUCACAUGGUUUGCUUGGGUCGUCAUCCUGUCCGCCGAGAUUCUGGCUGUUGCUCAACUAUGGAAAUUUCGCUUCGAUCCCGAUUACCUCAAGAAGGUCGGUUAUCCAGAUCCGGAAUUGGGAUGGAGCACCGAACACUACAGCCCCGCGGUAUGGGUCUUCUUGUUUUUGAUCCUGAUCGGUCUGAUCAAUCUAUUGCCCGUGCGACAAUAUGGACAGUUAGAGUAUAUUUUCGGCGUCAUAAAGAUCUGCUUCAUCUCUCUGCUGAUCGCCUUCAACGUCAUCAUCUCCGCUACGCAGAGGGUGCCGGUACCGAACGGGAAUCAUUUCUGGACAUGGAACAAGCCGUGGGGUUUCUCUUCCAACAGUCUGGUGGUGCAUCCAUCGCACGACGCGGACCCAGGGAUCACUUUGAGGGGAGAACAAGGUCAUUUCCUAGCUCUCUGGACGGCUAUCUCCGCAUGCAUGUUCUCUUUCGUGGGUUUCGAGACAGUCGGCAUUACCGCGGCUGAAAACAAGGAUCUCGAAAAACAUGAAACAAUCAAGCUUGCGAGCAAGAAACUCAACCUGCGCAUUACGAUCCUGUAUAUCCUCGGGACCUUCGUAGGUGGACUAAAUGUGCCAUACGACGACGAAAACCUCGUCAAUAUCCAGAUCAAUAGCGUGCGGGCCGGACAGAAUAGCAUUUUUGUUCUGGCAGCCGUCCGAAAUCACCUCCGUGUCUGGCCAUCGAUCUUCAACGGUUUCUUCAUCUUUUCCGCGACGACCUCGGGCAUCAACUCUCUUUACAAUUCCAGCCGUAUCCUCCAUGCUCUCGCGAGCAUUCCUGAAGCGUGGCCACUGUGGGCACAAAACACCAGGCGGCGACUAGAGAGGACAACUGCGAGAGGAGUACCUCUAGGCACUGUCACGGUGUCAUGGCUUGUGGGCUUCAUGGCAUUUCUGGCUGUCAAACCGUUCCCCUCUGUCGUCCUCGGUCGAAUCACCAGCAAUGCGGUCGUAUCGGAGCUGAUUUGCUAUUGCGUAAUUUGCCUCUCGUAUAUCCAGUUCUAUCAUAGGAUCAAAGCGGCGGCAGACGACCACACGCUGGAGAAUCGCAGCGCCUACAACCGAGAUGACAAGCAAUACCCUUAUCGCACACACGGCCAGCUCUUCCGAGCAUACUAUGGCUUCAUCUUCUGUCUUCUUCUUAUUACUUUCAACAACUGGCGAGCAUUCGUGCAUCCCUUUUCCAUGCCCGACUUCAUAGCUUCGUACAUUGGAAUCGCUGCUUUCUUCGCCCUUAUCGCGGCGUACAAAAUCCGGUCCGACGGCUGGAACCCGCUCAAGUGGCAGCGGAACGCUUCAAUGCAGAUCCAGCGACCACCCCCCAAAGUCGUUGUUCCUGGGCGGCGACGAGGGCACUUGUUUUUCCCGAACCCAAAGGCGCCCAUAUGGGACGAGGAAAAUUUCAAGGCGCUCGUGGCAUUCAUAUGGUGUUGGCUCAAAUGAGAAGGAGGAUGGCUAGCGUUUUCCGUUUUGCUUUUUCGGUGCCGAGUGCGCUCUUGGAGUGAUGGCGGCGCAACGGUGGGCGGCGGUCAUGACUGCGUUUUCGUACCUCUAAUGGCGCUUUCUCAUGACUUUCGAGAUAGUUCCUAAUGAUACCCAAGUUCCUG